AUGCUUGCAGCGCUGCUAAGUGGGCACCUUGCAAAGUACACGAAGGAAGCACUUCUGAGCAGUCCCGCAUUCUGCAGAUUCGCGCAAGAGUCCUCCAGAAGAGCCCAGGGCGCCUUUGAUGAAGCGAUGCGCACUGCGCAGCCGAUGAUUGAGAAGGCCGUUGAGAGGAGUCAGCAGACCAUCAGGGAGCUGGAGCGGAAAGCUGGCAACGGGUCGAAGAAUUAG
Messenger RNA from Symbiodinium natans, 225 nucleotides. NCBI's taxonomy places the organism in Eukaryota, Dinophyceae, Suessiales, Symbiodiniaceae. The record is from the annotation of a GenBank genome assembly.